ACAAGUGCUCCUGUAGGAGGAGGAGGAGCCGUCACGUUCAGGGGAGGAGGCGGCAGGUGCUCCUGCAGGAGGAGCAGGAGCCGUCGGAGGGAGCGCCGUCGCACGGCGGGAGAUGAAGGGAGCGCGGGAGUCUCACGUCACGGUCAGACACCAGCGCAGCUGAAGGGGAAACUUUAGUCAUGGAGACCGAAUGCAAAGGAAGAGGACAAUGCAGUUGGACCAGAAACACUUCCGUUAGUUUAUCUUCGGACUUAUGAGGGUGAUCCCUUUCUUCUACUGGACCAUGGCUGGCAAGCCAGGGAGGCAGUGGAGGUCCAUGUGCAGAGGCCUGGUUCUGGGCACCUUCCUGACCAGCUGCACCAUCCUGCUGUACUGCCUCUCCGCUCCGCAGAGCUCCUCCAGUCACCGCGAGGUUCCGGUGCCUUUCUCCUGUGCCCACCGUCCAGCCCAGCUCCGCCCCAAAGCCCUCGCAAACAGCUCACUGCAACCCACCGGCCAGACCUGCACUCCCAAAGUCGAUAUCAUGUUCAUGAAGACCCACAAAACAGCCAGCAGCACCCUCCUCAACAUCCUCUUCCGCUUUGGGGAGAAGCACCGACUCACAUUUGCCUUCCCGAACAGCAGGAAUGACUUCUUCUACCCGUCCCUGUUCCAGCGCUCCCAGGUGAAAGACUACAGACCUGGAAUGUGCUUCAACAUUCUCUGUAAUCACAUGCGCUUCAACGCAGCCGAGGUGACCAGGCUGCUGCCGGGGGACACUUCUUACAUCACCAUCCUGCGGGACCCCGCGGAGCUUUUUGAGUCAUCGUUCCACUACUUCGGCCGGCUGGUGCCUUUUACCUGGAAGAUCUCAGGUGAUGACAAGCUGGCUGAGUUUCUGCGUGAGCCGCGUUACUACUUCGACCCAGACGGCUUCAACGCUUUCUACCUCAAGAAUCUGCUGUUCUUCGACUUUGGGCAGGACAACACUCUGGAGCGGGACGACCCGCGGGUCGAAGAGGGAAUCAGAUCCAUCACGGACCGUUUUCAGCUGGUCAUGUUGGUGGAAUACUUUGAGGAGUCGCUCAUCCUGCUCAAGGACGCCCUCUGCUGGGAGAUGGACGAUGUGCUCUUCUUCAAGCUCAACGCCCGCAUGGGGUCCACUGUGUCCAAACUCACGCCUGAGCUGAGGGCCAAGGCUCUCGAGUGGAACGCUGUGGACUGGAAGCUAUACCGGCACUUCAACCAGACUUUUUGGAAGAAAGUCGAUGCGUACGGACGGCGGCAAAUGGCUGAAGACGUGGCAGAGCUGAGGAGAAGGAAUGCAGAGAUGGCAUCCGUCUGCAUCGAGGGGGGCCGGGCUGUAGAGGCCGGCAGCAUCCGAGAGACGGCCAUGCAGCCCUGGCAGCCCAUCGGAGAGAAGUCCAUCAUGGGCUAUAACCUGAAGAAGAAUGUGGACAAGGCCCGGAGGACGCUGUGCCGGAAGAUGUUGACGCCAGAGCUUCAGUACUUAACGGAGCUCGGGGUGAACCUGUGGAUCACCAAGCUGUGGGGCCGCGUCCGAGACAUCAUCAACUGGUGACUGGACGCGUGAGCAAGAGGGCCAACUCAACUCUGACUUGAAGAAGAGCAGUCUGACUGUGUGGCCGGGGAAGGGAGCGGUCACACGGGUUCUGUCACAUUUCAAUCUCCUGACCGCUCCAUCUUGUUGAAAUGCGUCCACGUUGACGCUCCGUCUGAUCGGGCGCUGCAAUGUGUUUGAGAAAAGUUCCUGUAGACCUCACAAAAUACAAUUAUGAACCAGGCUAUGCAGAGGAGGUUUGUUAUUGUUCUAGAAGUUCUUGAGUCAAAUUAAAACAUGGACAUGUUCUUAGUCUGAGCUUGUUUGAAUGCAGCAGAUGAGUGAACCAUGAAGUCCAGGACUGAUUAUAUCAGACUUUAUUGGAAAGAAGACAAACAUGCAUUUAAGAUCGCUUCAAGACACGGAGAGAAUGCUACCUUGCUUUGAGCUAAACAUUGUCUAACUCUUUGAUGUCCAUCUCCCCAAGUUGAGACAUUUAAGUUUUAAGGGACUGAAAAACCCAGAAGGGCUAAAAUACAGACGUGAAAAUUGUGAAUGUAAGAACUAAAGCUAUGGAGGACAAAAUCAGCCAUCAUUUAAAUAACAGGGGAGCAAAUACAGACCUUUCUAAUCGCGCCGUGUUUAUUCGUCAUAACAGGUGAAGCACGUGCAGGUGUCGCUAAUCAUGCUACCGAUCGCUCUGUUCCCAGAGCCGCUCUGAGAAUCAACUGUAGCAUUGUUGCCAUGACUACACCUACACAUGUUGAAAGGUCAUGAGAAAAGGUCUGAGCAAUAACAUGCAAAGAAAUCAAUACAUUAAAAGUACGGGACUAUGCAAUCAAUAAUUAAAAUAAUUUCCAUAUUAAUUAGUCGGAAUGCUUCAGCAGUCCAACUAUUGUUCUUCAAAUCUUUAAUCUACUUCUUCUUCUAUGUCUUCAUAUAUUAAGCUACAGAAACUGUUUGAAUAUUAAAAUAUUCAGCUCCUUCAGCUCAUGAUUCUUCUGACUUUUCAUAUUUCUAACUCAACUGUUCAUAUUAUAAAUAUUUUAUGGUAAUUAAUUUGAAUGGGAUCCCAAUGGAGAAAGACUUUAGCUUUAAAAGCUUCUAAGAUCUUCAUACUUUCAGCUAAUUCAAUCUUCUUUUUUUAUGUUGACAUAACCUUCACAUUGUACUGUAUAUUUUCUGAUAUUUUGUAUCUUUCCACUUUAUAAAAUUAUUAAUAUUUUUUAUGGAAUAAAAAAUGAAGGGGAUUCAAUGAUGGAAAUCUUAAAAUCCGCUUAAACUUUUCCAACUUUAAAAGUUUACAAUAUCGGCAUUUAUUCAGCUAAAGAAACAAUUCCACCUUUAAAAUGUUGACAACAUUGUUAGCUAUAACUAUUAUAUAUAUAUAUAUUUCUGUUAAUGCUGCAUUAUUCAUUUACUUUUAAUAUGCAUCCAUAUAUAUAUUCUGUUUGGUGUUUUUGUUUAUCCUGUUAUGAUUCAAUAAUUGGUUCAGUGAUGUUGUCCUCCAUACAUUUCUCCAUUUUUUUCUUGGUAAUAUAUGAUAAUCUUUUCAUCCUCAAAAUGAAGUGAGAAUCACGUGUAUUAUUGCAAAUAUGUUGAUUGUGAUCCAUAAAAUUGACAGCUUACUCUCUAUUGGUGACUGUUUCAUCCUUAUAUGACAGAAUGUAUCGUAAAUACCAAUAUUGUUAUUAGUUUAUUGUGCAUGAAUGUAUAUAGCAUCCCAACAAUCUGAUAUUUAAAUAUAAUUAUGUUUAAAUGAGUUGACGCAUAAAUGAAUUACUGAAAGAGCCCAAGGAGGAGUGAGCACUUCUUUAAAAAAACGGCAUAACUACCACAAUGUGACACUGUUUGGAUUCAAGGUUAUGAUAAAUGAUUGUAACAUAUUAUUUAUUGGAUAUCACUAUGACAGUGAUAUACCAAUAAAUAAUAGUUAUACUAAACUCCAAGUUUGAACUUGUAGACUUGACAGACAGGUCGGCCUGAUCGUUGAGCAACUCCUCUAAACAAUUACUAUAAAUUAAAGACACAUUGGGUUUCAGAGUUAUCUAUACUAGCAUCACGUGGCCUGCUUGGUUGAGCCAAGGUAUUCAUAUGAAUGCCAAUAAGCUGUGUGCAGAUAAACUGAUGAAAGUAAAUGGUCUUUUUCACAGCAGACAUUUUGACUUACUCGUGUUACUUAUAACAUUAAUGAUGCUCUGUUCUACUCAAGUGGCCCAGUAAGCUGUUACAGGGGACCAGUCAUACAUUGUUCUUAUUUCUUACGAUUCAUUUGAUUAUUUACACCUGUGUGUGUUCCUUCUGUGAUGUAUACAAUUUCCUCUAUGAAAAAAUAUAUAUAAAUGGUUCCUGAUACAAAUGCA
This is a messenger RNA of Pseudoliparis swirei, 3903 nucleotides long. RefSeq names its product galactose-3-O-sulfotransferase 1a (gene gal3st1a). The transcript is spliced from 3 exons. Gene Ontology annotation, cellular component: membrane. The record is from RefSeq and is a predicted model, not a curated record. The coding region runs from base 254 to 1561 and encodes 435 amino acids. Gene Ontology annotation, biological process: myelination; galactosylceramide biosynthetic process. Gene Ontology annotation, molecular function: galactosylceramide sulfotransferase activity. Lineage: Eukaryota; Metazoa; Chordata; Actinopteri; Perciformes; Liparidae.